GGGCGGCGCCCCCGCGAGGAGUCCAGCCCCCGUCCCCGCCCCUCCUUCUCCAGAACCGAAGAGAGAGAGAGACAGAGAAGGAGAGACCCACCGAGCGGGGAUCGCUUGCGGAGAGUUUCCGUGGGGGGAGGAGGAGGAGGAGGAAGAGGAGGAAGGCGGGACGGCGCCCCCCGGAGAGACGUGGCUCUGGAUCGCCUCCUCCUUCGUCGGUCUUCAACGCUUUCAGCCAUCUGGAUCCAGUGGCAGAACAACCGAGAGCAACCGUCCAUCAUGAAAGCAUUUAAAAAACGUUGAAAGAAAUACAAGAAGACCAUGGGGAAUUCAUAUGCAGGGCAACUGAAAUCUGCCCGUUUUGAAGAAGCUCUCCACAACUCAAUAGAAGCCUCUUUAAGAUGUAACACUGUCGUUCCUCGGCCCAUUUUCUCUCAACUUUAUCUUGAUCCUGACCAGCCGCCGGAAGGUAACCAAGCAAACGUGAAGCCAAAAGUAGAGGAGCUGGACAAAGAACUCAUGCACCGUUACACCCAGAAUGGAAGCUUGGAUUUUUCCACUACCCAAACUAUUAAUGAAAUGGAUGAUGAAGAAGAAGAUGAGGAUACCUCCGAUUCCAAUAGUCCACCAAUUCCUUAUGCACAAAAACCUGCCCCAGAAGGGUCUUGCACUACUGAUGGUUUUUGUCAAGCAGGCAAAGAUUUGCGGUUAGUAUCGCUGUGUAUGGAACAGAUCGAUAUCCCGGCAGGCUUCCUGUUGGUUGGAGCCAAGUCUCCAAAUCUUCCUGAGCACAUUCUAGUCUGUGCUGUUGACAAGCGGUUUCUGCCAGAUGACCAUGGAAAAAAUGCACUUUUAGGUUUUUCUGGAAACUGUAUAGGCUGUGGAGAAAGAGGAUUUCGAUAUUUCACUGAAUUUUCCAACCACAUCAACCUGAAGCUCACCACUCAGCCAAAGAAGCAGAAGCACUUAAAGUACUACCUAGUAAGAACCUCUCAAGGUGUGCUGUCAAAGGGACCCCUUAUAUGCUGGAAAGAAUGUAGAAGCAGGCAAUCUUCUGCUGCUAGCCAUUCUGUUAAACCUAGUUCAUCCGCAUCUCCAUCCAUGACCGCUGAGAGUGGAACUGCUAAUGGAUACAAGCCAGGGUUCACACAAACAGAUUCCUCAGUAUUCAAUCAAGCACAAUCUUCAUCUGCUGUUAAUUUAAGUGGAAUUCAAGAUUUGUCACGGAAUAAGAAUGUAGUGAGACCACUUGCUUUGCCUGUGCAACUUGUAGGAAACACAUUUGCAACAGCUCCCCUGCCUCUCCAUGCCUCUGAUGUUGCUAGUGGAAACAACAGUGGAGGAAGGAUGAAUGCAAUGAGCUCUCCAAUUGCUCGCCCUGUGCCUCAUUCAAUGUCUCCUGGGCCUAGCUGUGUGGCGGGGGAGCAAGCAUCCAUGUCUAGUUCUGGGCCUCCAAAGAAACGUCAUCGAGGAUGGUCUCCCGGAUCACCAGUCCCUCCUCCUGGCUUAGUCGUGCCUGUUCCUGCAAUUCGGCCUCUUCCCAGAGCAGAGCCUCUUUUGUCAGUCCCAGUUCCCCAACCAAUGUUAACUGGAAUUUUACAGCCUCAGCCCAUCCCUGCAGGGGAGACUGUAAUAGUUCCUGAAAAUCUGCUGAAUAACUCAGGAGUCAGACCAGUGAUUCUGAUAGGUUAUGGCACUUUACCCUAUUUCUAUGGGAAUGUUGGAGACAUUGUAGUAAGUCCCUUGCUCGUGAACUGCUACAAGAUUCCUCAGAUGGAAAGCAAAGAUUUGGAUCUCUUUGGAUUGGCCGGGAGCCAGUUGCUAACUGUGGAGAACAUGAUUAUUUUAACAAUACAGUAUCUUGUCCGGCUAGGUCCCGAUAAGAUACCUCUCAGGGAAGAAUUUGAACAGAUCAUGCUGAAAGCGAUGCAGGAAUUUACUUUAAGAGAGCAGUCCUUACAAAUGAAUGCUCAGUGCUUCUCCUUGUCACCAACUCAGCUCCCAUGGCUUGCCAGGUUAAUUGCCAGCGUCUCUCAAGACAUGGUGCAUGUGGUGGUCUCCCAAAAUUCCCUGGCUGAAGGCAUCUCAGAAACACUGAGAUCACUGAGUGAAAUGAAGUGCCAGCAAAGAUUGCCAGAUUAUGUGGUUGCAAUCUGCACCUCAAAGAUCCGGGGGAAUGAAUUCUGCGUAGUAGUUUUAGGUCAACAUCAGUCAAGAGCUUUGGCAGAGAGCAUGCUUACUACCAGUGAGUUUUUAAAGGAGAUCAGUUAUGAGCUCAUUACUGGAAAAGUUAGUUUUCUGGCAUCACAUUUCAAAAAUACAUCUUUAGGUGAUGAAUUGGAUAAGUUGCUAGAAACAAUGCAGCAAAGACGAGGAGAUAAUGUUGUAAUUCCAUUCAAUGGAGAUAUUAAUGAAUGUGUAUCAUCUCAAGAAGCAGCUGCCAUGGUUUGCACCCAAGAACUAGAUUUGGACACUGAAACCUUCCAAAUUUAUCAACCACAGCUCACAAUUGCCAGAAAACUUUUGUCGCAGGUAUGUGCCAUAGCAGACAGUGGUAACCAAAGUCUGGAUCUGGGUCACUUCAGCAAAGUAGAUUUCAUCAUUGUGGUCCCUCGUUCAGAAGUGCUGGUCCAGCAAACCAUUCAACGGAUUCGACAAUCAGGUGUUCUUGUAGACUUGGGCCUUGAAGAAAAUGGAGCAGCUUACCAAAGAGCUGAAAAAUAUGUGGUGCGGCUAGACAAUGAAAUUCAAACCAAGUUUGAUGUUUUUAUGAAGCGGGUGAAGCAGAAUCCAUACACUCUUUUUGUGCUGGUACAUGACAAUGCCCAUGUAGAUAUGACGAGUGCUAUUUCAAGCUCUCUAUCCCAUGGAGAGCCUAGCUAUGGUCUUGCAGAUAGAGUGAUAAACUGCAGAGAGGUUCUUGAAGCUUUCAAUCUCCUUGUCCUUCAAGUGAGUUCUUUCCCGUAUGGUCUUCAAACAAUGCAGUCCAGAAUAAGCUCUGCCAAUGAGGUACACUGGAUACAAUUUGGCAACAUGGAGGAACUAAGUCAAGAUGAGAAGCUAUAUUUUGGCUUGAAUGAAUACAGCAAGUCUCUCCAAUGGGGAAUCACAAGCCCUCUUCUGAGAUGUGAUGAAACCUUUGAAAAAAUGGUGAAUACACUCUUAGAGAGGUACCCCAGGCUGCACAGCAUGGUGAUCCGCUGCUACCUGCUCAUUCAGCAGUAUUUGGAAGCUCUGAUGGCUCUCACCACCAUGGCCUCACUCAGGGACCACAGCACACCGGAGAUCCUCAGCAUCAUGGAUGACAUCAUCAGCACCCCAGGCAAGGACAAGAAUGGCCGUGGCCACAUGCUGCUCAUUCGGAUUCCCUCUGUGCAACUAGCAAUGCUGGCAAAAGAGCGGCUGCAAGAAGCACGGGAUAAACUUGGCCUGCAGUACCGUUUUGAGAUCAUCUUGGGGAGCCCGGCCUCAGAGCUUACUAUUGCCAAGCACUUUGUGAAGAGAUUAAAGGCAUGGAGAGGAAAUGAACAGGAUGAUUGGUUUCCUCACACAUACCAGGAUUUAGAAGGUCUGCCUUGUAUUGUUGUUUUAACUGGCAAAGAUCCACUAGGAGAAACAUUCCCCAGGUCCUUGAAAUAUUGUGAUCUCCGUCUGAUUGAUUCAAGCUAUUUAACUCGCACUGCCUUAGAACAAGAAGUGGGCCUGGCAUGCUGUUAUGUCUCAAAGGAAGCAAUCCGAGGGCCGAUUGUGGCCCUUGACCUUAGUGAAAAGGAGCAGGAGAAGGCCAGUGUUGGUGAGAAUGAUGCCGACGAGCUGUUGAUUGACUUGGAGAGGCCCCAGAGUAACAGCAGUGCUGUGACUGGGACUUCAGGUUCUAUAGCAGAAAAUGGUGUGAGCUCCUCCAGUGCCACAGACAAAUCUCAGAAGCCCCCAUCAUCUCUAAAUUUCCAGAACGUGGCCAAUAGCUCAAUCGAUGAAGGCUUUGCUGCUGGGGAGACUUUGAAACAAGAAUGUGACUCUCUAGGCAACCAGAUAGCCAGCAGUACCACUUCUAAAUUGUCAGCGGCAUCCUCUUCGAUCAGUCAGACUUUCCGGUGGCCCAGUCAGUCUGUGAAGGAACGCAACGCCUUGCGUGUGGCCUUACCCCGGAUUGUGAUCUUGUCUAAAGCUGCCUACUGCCUUCUGGGCUCACAGAAAAGUGGGCACCUGCCUUUCUCUUCCUCCCUCUUGCCUCAUGCCGACGUGUCUUGGGUUAGCUCUUUGAGGCCUUUGCUACACAAGGAUAUGAGCAGUGAAGAGCAGUCGCUGUACUACAGGCAGUGGACUGCAGCUCGGCAACACCAUGCAGACUACAGCAAUCACAAUGAAACCACUGGCAGCCGGAGCUUUCACCCACGGCGGCUCCUCCUGACUGGACCUCCACAGGUUGGGAAAACUGGCUCUUAUUUACAGUUCCUACGAAUUCUCUUUCGCAUGCUAAUAAGAUUGCUGGAAGUGGAUGUAUAUGAUGAGGAAGAAAUUAAUAUCAGCAAUUUAGAAGACAAAGAUGUUGCCCAGUCGAACAAUGAUCAAUGGCCUGAUGUUGAAAUAAUCAGUAAAAUGACUUUUGACCUCAGUGUGCAUGAUCCUAAAUAUAUACUUAUGAGUCCAGUAUACACAGAACAGGUGCAAAAAGUAAAACAAGAAACAAGCAAAGAAAUGAAAGCCGAGGAGCCGAGAAAGCGGAAUACUGUAUCCAUGAUGUUGACAAAGUAUGCAGCUUACAAUACAUUCCAUCACUGUGAACAGUGUCAUCAAUAUAUGGAUAUAAAUACUUCAGCUUCGAUGUCUGACUCCACCCUACACGCUUUUACAUUCUCAUCUUCAAUGUUAGGAGAAGAGAUUCAGCUCCAUUUUAUAAUCCCCAAAUCCAAAGAGAGCUAUUUUGUCUUCAGCAAACAGGGCAAACAUUUGGAAAGUAUGCGUCUUCCUCUUGUCUCGGAUAAGAAUCUGAAUGCAGUAAAGAGUCCCAUUUUCACUCCUUCAAGUGGGCGCCAUGAGCAUGGCCUCUUGAAUCUUUACCAUGCUAUGGAAGGCAUCAACCAUCUCCAUCUUCUUGUGGUCAAGGAAUAUGAAAUGCCACUUUACCGCAAAUACUGGCCCAACCAUAUCAUGCUAGUUUUACCAGGCAUGUUCAACAAUGCUGGAGUUGGUGCUGCUAGAUUUCUUAUUAAGGAACUUUCUUACCAUAACUUGGAACUGGAGAGAAACCGGCUGGAGGAGUUGGGAGUCAAGCGCCAAUGUGUCUGGCCAUUUAUUGUUGUCAUGGAUGAUUCCUGUGUCUUAUGGAAUAGUCAUGGUGUCCAAGAGCAGUCAAGUCAGCCCAUGGAGCAAGGAUCAACUAGUAAAAAUGUGUCUCUGAAGAGUGUUCUACAACACAUUGAAGCCACACCAAAAAUUGUCCAUUAUGCAAUCCUGGGCAUUCAGAAAUGGAACAGCAAGUUAAAUUCCAACCCACCCAAAACUCCUUUCUCCAGGUGCCACAUACAUGACUUCAUACUGCUCAACAUAGACCUGACCCAAAAUGUGCAAUAUGAUCUAAACAGGUAUUUCUGUGAAGAUGUAGAUUUUAAUCUGAGAACAAAUAGCAGCGGUCUCCUUAUUUGUUGCUUUAACAACUUCAGCCUCAUGAAGAAACACAUCCAGGUUGGAGGUCAAAAGGACUUUGAUAUUAAACCAAAAAUUAUGGUAUCAGAGAGUUUGACUCCAAUAAUGCCUCUUCAAUAUGUCUGUGCUCCGGACAGUGAGCACACACUCCUAGCAGCUCCAGCUCAGUUUCUUUUAGAGAAGUUCCUUCAACAUGCUACGUACAAGCUUUUCCCAAAGGCCAUUCACAACUUCAAGAACCCUGUGUUGGCUGUUGACUGCUAUCUAAACAUUGGGCUGCAAGUAGCUCUUUGCUAUGUCAGUUCACGGCCACACUCUGUUAACGUCAGCUACGAAGGGGUGUUUUUCAGUGGGCUUCUUCUAUAUCUUUGUGACUCUUUUGUAGGAGCAGAUUUUCUUAAGAAGUUCAAAUUCCUGAAAGGUGCAACCCUGUGUGUCAUUUGCCAAGACAGGAGCUCCUUGCGUCAAACUAUAGUCCGUUUAGAGCUGGAAGAUGAAUGGCAGUUUCGUCUGAGAGAUGAAUUUCAAACUGCCAACAGUAGUGACGAUAAGCCACUCUAUUUUCUGACUGGACGCCAUAUAUAAGCUUGAGAAAAAUGAUGAAGAGAAGAGAAACUAAAAAGUCUGACUGUGGUUUUUCCCCCUUCUUUCAUUUUAAGUACAAUCACUGUGGAGCAAAGUGCAACGAAUAAUUAUGUUCACUAAGGAUUUCCCAGAUUUUUGGACCAGUCUUUAUAUGUUUCUCUGUUUUAUGAUGGAACGAGUAUUCAUUCAAGCUAAUUCCUCAUGGGCCAGCAUUACAGAACAUCAUGGUAUACCAACUGUGACCCAACUUAGGAGAAUAACAUUUGGGUAGAUGCUGUCUCCUGAGCUCUUCAUACUGUGCUAAAUAGCGGAAAUUGAACUGACUUUUGUUCUCUAUCAACUUGAAUGUGUUAUACAGUCCACACUAAGAAUGGGGAAGAAUUUGAAGAUAAUAUACUGAGGAAUGAUCUCUUGUUUCUCUUUGUAUCUGUACAUUUGGUACGGUAAAACUCAGGGGUUUGAAAUGAAAAAGUAACAUAGAUAUUUGUGUUGAAAGGAGUAAUCUUUGUUCACUUUCUGUGCAGUGUUAGCUUAAGGUUUGUAAUUUUAUAUGUAUUGAAAUUGUUUUGGCAAAAUUUUCACAAAAGUUUCAACGUUUACUACAUAAGCCUGAACAAAUCAAUGAAUGUACAGCAGGCAUUGUAUGCACACACAGGUUUGUCUAACAGCUUUUGUUUCAUCCUUUAGGGUAACCAACUUUGUUGAUCUGAAUCCAGAGGUCUCUAUACAGGGAUAGGACAUAUCCCCUAAAUGUUAUCAGAUUCUUUCUCUGCGGUAGUAUGUAUCAAAUUUAAAUUUUAAAACCCAAGCUGUAGGGAGAAACCUUGAAAAAUAGCUGAUCAGCCAGACUAAAUAGAUUACUUAGGCAUGUGGUCUCUUGCAGUGUAUUUAAACACCACUGAAUGAUUUCCAAUACCCAUUGGGAAGUGACUAAGCAACCCAUUGUUUUGUUCUAGCUUGGUUGUUACACCAGUGAUAUUCAUGGGUUUUAAUCAUCAUCAUCAUCAUCAUCAUCACCACCUUCCUCCUCCUCCUUCUCCUCUUCCUCUUCAAUCAGUAUCUUGCUUAAGCCUCAGGUCUUGUGGGCAAAUAACACUAUUGCCUUAUUGAGAGCAUUUGCUGUCCCGUUAAAGAUUUUAAUAGUUUUUAAUAAAGUAAUUAAUGACAAAAGCAAAUCAAACCACAGGCUGUUGAGAUUCAGGAAACAUGCUGCCAAGUGAAAAAUUCCCCCAGCAAGGAGAGAGGAAGGCUCAUGGAUGCAGCUCUAUCUGUUAGGCUGCUGGCCACUUGGGCCAUGUUCCAGCUACCCUAAUGUAUCUGAGGAUGAUAGUGCUUCAUACCUCUCAACCCAUAAGGUGGCUCCUCCUUCCUCGGGUGCAUGAAGACAGCUGGAUCUCAUAUUAGCAGGUACACACCUACAGCUGGCAGUAGUGGGAUGGAGCUGUGUCUGUGAAUCCUACAGCCAGAGCAAUGCAGCACCUCCCAAAUUAUGUAUUUCACCUACAUAAUUCCUUAGGCUGAGUUGGGACCAACAGUAGGAGCCAUGGUUUUUUAAAUGUCUUGAAUACAUCUAGAAAUUCUGGUUAAUUUAUUUUAAAGCAGUGGUGUCAAACUUGUACUUUGGACUUCCCAGAAUUCCUGGCCACUGGACAAGCUGGCUAGAAACAUAGAAUCAUAAGAGUUGGAAGAGACACCAUGGGCCAUCCAGUUUAAUCCUUUGCCAAGAAGCAGGAAAAUGACAUUCAACGCACCCCUGACAGAUAGCCAUCCAGCCUCUGUUUAAAAGCCUCCAAAGGAGGAGCCUCCACCACACUCUGGUGCAGAGAGUUCCACAGCUGAACAGCUCUCACAGUUAGGAAGUUCUUCCUCAUGUUCAGGUGGAAUCUCCUUUCCUGUAGUUUGAAGCCAUUGUUCCACAUCCUAGUCUCCAGGGCAGCAGAAUUCAAGAUUGCUUCCUCCUCCCUGUGACUUCCCCUCACAUAUUUAUACAUGGCCCUCAUCAUGUCUCCUCUCAGCCUUUUCUUCUGCAGGCUAAACAUGCCCAGCUCUUUAAGCCACUCCUCAUAGAGCUUGUUCUCCAAACCCUUGAUCGUUUUAGUCGCCCUCCUCUGGACACAUUGCAGCUUGUAAACAUCUCCCUUCAAUUGUGGUGCUCAGAAUUGGACACAGUAUUUCAGGUGUGGUCUGACCAAGGCAACAUAGAGAGGUAUCAUGACUUCCCUGGAUCUAGACACUAUACUAUUUAUGCAUGCCAAAAUCCCAUUGGCUUUUUUAGCUGUUGCAUCACAUUGUUGCCUCAUGUUUAACGUGUUGUCCACAAGGACUCCAAGCUCUUUUUCACACAUAUUGCUGUCAAGCCAUGUGUCCCACAUUCUGUAUCUUUGCAUUUCAUUUUUUUCUGCCUAAGUGGAGCAUCUCGCAUUUUCUCACUGUUGAAUUUCAUUUUGUUAGUUUUGGCCCAUCUCUCCAAUCUGUUAAGAUCGUUUUGAAUUCUGUUUCCUAUCUUCUAGAGUAUUAGCUAUCUUUCCCAAUUUGGUGUCUUCUGCAAAAUUGAUGAUCAUGCCUUUAACCCUUCAUCGAAGUCAUUGGUUCUCAACCUGUGGGUCCCCAGGUGUUUUGGCCUACAGCUUCCAGAAAUCCCAGCCAGUUUACCAGAUGGUAGGAUUUCUGGGAGUUGAAGGCCAAAAUAUCUGAGGACCCACAGGCUGAGAACCACUGAUCUAAGUCGUUAAUAAAGAUGUUGAACAGAACCAGGGCUAGAAUGGAACCCUGCGGCACUACACUUGUCACUUUUUUCUAGGAUGAGGAGGAAGCAUUGGUGAACAUCUUUUGGGUUCAUUCGCUAGAGCCUCUUGGAAUUGGAGUUUGAAACAUCUGGAGGGCCACAAGCUUGACACUUCUGUUUUAAAUGCAUAAGGUUUGAUCCAAGCAGAAGACUCUCAAUGGACUCAUGGACACGUUUUCCUCACCAUUUCCCAUCCCUUCACAUGCAAUCUGUAGGAAUGGGAAAUCAGUCAUCUUUUUGAACAGUUUAUGUGAUCUAGCAGCUUGGGCUAUGAUGGUUUACAUCUUCCUCAGAAGAAACUUUAAGCUGUGGAUUGUGGGAAAGGCAUAAGAACCUCCAUCUGCAAUGCCUCCUUAUACUGCUUGCAGGUGUGCUUCACAGAAAUAAGGAAAACCCAAGUCUCCUGAAACUCUUUCAGAUGCAGUUACCGCAUGUAUGUCAGACUGGAUCCAACAGUCCUUUUGCUUGUCUGAAAUGGAGAGGUGUGUCAAAAUAGCAUUACUUUAAACAGGUACUGAAUUGUUUUAAAAUGAACUUCUUUGCACCAGCACUUUGUGCUGUGAAAUAGUCUGAGUUUAAAUAAAUCUAGUACAAUCGGGUCUUCAUACUGUAGUUAACAAUGAUGUGGUAGAUUCAUUUUCUUUUUCCAGCUUUUCUUGGUUAUUCUUUACUAUAUUGAUAGUUUUUCCUUCAUAAACAUUCUUACACUUCUUUGUGUUGCACAAAAUUUUAAGACUAGCAACCUGUUUCAGAAGAUGGUGAAAUUAAUAUUCAUUUGCAUUACAUUGAUUAUACUUAACUGUGACUCAGUUAAGAAGCACCUGCCAAAACUGCAUUUAGAACAAAGUGUUAAAAUCAUGCAACUUUUUUUACCUUGUGAAAGAGCUGUUUACAAAUGACAAAAAGCAUAAUAUAUUGAUUGAAGUUAAAAAGGGAAGUAGUGGUUUUCAAACCAAUUGGUUUUAUUAUAGUCUUACUUAAAUGUAGCAUAUUUCAAAUGAACAAUUGUUUACUUUAGUAUAGAUUUGGGAUUUCUUUUUGUGCCCAUACAAAAUCUGCCUUAUAAUUUAGUGGAUUGUUGGGUAGAUGCUACAGUUUAGGGGCUGUAAGACUGGUGGAUUCACUGGGACAGCCUACAAACACAUGACUGCUAUUCUAGGGAUAUCCUUGUUCUGGUUCUGUCGGCAAGAUUCAAUGCCUACAUAGUUGGAAUAUAGUUGUUGAGUUUGCAGAGAGCUGCCAUUUUAUUGUAAAUUUGCAGCUGUAAAGCUUUCAAAACUUUCUUUGUAUAUUUGAUGUUUGCACUAAGUUCUUAAAAUUCCAGGUGCUGAGAAUUACACAAUUAGACCUUAGAUAAAGAAAUAUCUGUAGGUUGAGGACUUGGAGACCAAGGGCCUUUUCACACAAUCCAGAGUUUGGGGCCACAUUUGUGAGGAAGCUUGGGUUAUGUUUCUGAGCCAGUAUCUAGAAAAAAAAAUGUACCAUAUUCUAGGUACUGUAUUUCCUUCUCCUGGCACAAAAUAUCACUUUUGUAGCCAUUUACAAAGAAAUACAUUUAGUUAAAAAUAAUUGUGUAAAGCAUUUGCACUCAAGUGCUAUCCAGUUCAUGCAGUUUGUAUUUAGAAUUUCUCCUUGUGCACUCCCUAUUGAGCAACUUAUGCAGGACUGUGAGUUUUGUUGUGUUCUCACUGGUGGAUGCCUACACGUUUCACUACAGUUACUAGGGAAUGCUUUGUGUGAUUGUGUGGAAAGAUCCUGAAUGCUUUCUCCUGUACUGGAUAAGAAUAAUUGAUCAGUCAAAACAAUGUCACCAAUAUAAGAAAGAAGCAUUUUGGUUGAAGCAUUUUAGGAAAUGUAUUCAUACACUAAUCAAAAAGUUUAAUGGAAUACAUUAAUAUGUGCUUCUUGAGGUGUGGCAUAUGGGAGAGAAAAGAAUCCGCAAGCCACAAAAUGCCACCAUAUUGUUAUUUUAGCUACAGGCCUUGCCAGAAGAGAACGACAUGAAUGUAUUCAAUAGGCCAGCAUUAUUUACCUGCAGACUUGUUCAACAUGAGUAAGUGACAGGUCACAGGUUGUACUGAAUGUAAUCUGUAAUUAUAAAUAAAUCACUCAGAUAUUUCUGUAAUUUAUGCAGUGCUUUGUGUGAUCUCUGAAAAGGAGUUAAAUGUUGCAUUCUUAGGACUGAUUUUCACUUGACCAGUUUCCUACACAUACUAAUUUUUGUGUAAAUUAUGGGAUGGCAAUGGCCAGGAUCCAAUGGGAGAUUAUAUUUGCUGACAGGAGUACUUCCUCACACUGCAAUCUCAUGCCGCUGAAGCACCUGUCCUAGAAAGCUGGGAAACUCUGUGGAGUCAGUUUUCAGGUGCUACUAAUGGGGAAAGAGCACCGAAAUAAAAGUUCUGAUAUGCUGGUACAUGAGACCAACAUCAGUAUAACAUUGGAUUUAGGCUACAUGAAAAAUUAGCUACAACUAAAGCAUCUGUAUGAAGCAAAAAUAAUGUGUCCAGCCAUUCCGUAAGUACACAUACUGAACCAGUCUGUGUAGGAAGCCCAUCAGGUUCAAACCAGUCCUUAAUAUAAACUCUCUUAACCAAAACUUGGUGAAUUUAGCUUCACUAGUCAGUCUACCUCACAUUUUAUUGUUUGAACUGAAAUUGUCUGCUGUUGUGGCUAUAGUAUGUUUAUAAUGUCCUUUCAUUAAAUUCAAUGAAUGUUCCAUUA
Messenger RNA from Anolis sagrei ordinatus, 11728 nucleotides. It is a transcript of the gene GREB1L, whose product is annotated as GREB1 like retinoic acid receptor coactivator. Gene Ontology annotation, biological process: multicellular organism development; kidney development. Lineage: Eukaryota; Metazoa; Chordata; Lepidosauria; Squamata; Anolidae. The record is from RefSeq and is a predicted model, not a curated record.